Molecule: messenger RNA, 590 nt
Organism: Notothenia coriiceps (black rockcod)
Lineage: Eukaryota; Metazoa; Chordata; Actinopteri; Perciformes; Nototheniidae
Product: sodium channel and clathrin linker 1
Exons: 7
Coding region: 105-575 (156 amino acids)
Biological process (GO): clustering of voltage-gated sodium channels; cilium assembly
Cellular component (GO): centriole
Source: RefSeq, a predicted model, not a curated record
GCCAUUGGUUGCUAUUUGUUUGCUUCAAAACAGACGGGGCAACCGAAACUAUGUAAAAAACACCAGUAAAGCGUCGUAUGCUAAAUGUAAACGUCAAAUAAUACAUGUAUACAACCCACUGCACCUUCAACAUGGAAGCUGAAGUUAAGUUUUUACGGGAUCAAGUCCACAGAUUAAACUCUGCUCUAAGCCAGUAUCAGCAUGGUACCCAAUUUACAUCAGCUCAGGUUGAAGAUGCUAGACGGGCCGAGGCUCCCAAACCUUGGAUGGUAGAUAGAAGUAUAAUGGCUCCUUUGGUAGCUGAGUAUGAUCUGCACAUGGAGGAAAUGACAGAAAAGCUGCAGAGAUACGAGGGGCUGAUGACAGACGUGAAAGUGAAGUUGGAGAGGGUUGUCAAGGAGAAUGAAAGGCUGCAUGCAGAGCUGAGGGAGUCGGUCGAGAAGCAGCUUCAUGUCCUGCCGGUGGCUUCAGGAGUGGAGAGCAGCACGCUGGAGGAGGAAGCUGUCAUCAGAAACCUGCAGGAGCAGCUCCAGCUCUGUGAACAGGUCUGCAUACGUCCUUAUAUCCAAACAUAAGAGGAUUACGUCCAC